Molecule: messenger RNA, 4272 nt
Organism: Pararge aegeria (speckled wood butterfly)
Lineage: Eukaryota; Metazoa; Arthropoda; Insecta; Lepidoptera; Nymphalidae
Gene: sw
Product: cytoplasmic dynein 1 intermediate chain
Exons: 17
Coding region: 165-2210 (681 amino acids)
Biological process (GO): transport along microtubule
Cellular component (GO): cytoplasmic dynein complex
Molecular function (GO): dynein heavy chain binding; dynein light chain binding
Source: RefSeq, a predicted model, not a curated record
UCAAACUUACAAAACUUGCGAACUACAGACUAGAAAAAUGUGAAUUUGUGUCCUAUUGUGAAAAUAUUUACACUUUACAGUGUGUAAAAAGUAACUCUAAGAGAUAGAUUGUUACUUGAAGAGUGAUAAAUAUAAUAAAAAACAAGUAAGUUAAAAUUUCAAGCAUGUCAGACCGCAAGGCAGAGCUGGAGCGCAAGAAAGCAAAAUUACAAGCUCUUAGGGACGAGAAGGACAGACGUAGACGAGAGAAAGAGCAAAAAGAUGCUGAUGAAGCACUGCAACGCGCAUCCACCGCGUCCAGCUUGGACAGCCGACGCGACCUUGACGAGAUGCUGUCCUCGCUUGGCGUAGCGCCAGUCAAGGAUGUAUUGUCGUCGCUAUCGUCGAUGACAUCGCUCACGCCUCCGCAGACAGCGUCGCCCGACGCCAGUCUGCCGCACACAGACAAAUCCAGCCUACCUCCACAUGGAGGCUCAAAGAAACAUCAACAAUUGCAAGUGGUUUCUGUGCAAUCCACCGACAUUCCGCCGAAAGAAAACGUCACAUACGCCAAGCAGACUCAAACAACCACUUCGGGAGUUACUGAACUGCGCGAUGGCUGCUCUUCCAAUGCAUCACCGCUUGCAGGAUACAUGGAGGACUGGUGGCGGCCGCGCAAAGCACACGCCACUGACUACUACGACGAGUACAAUCUAAACCCGGGUUUAGAGUGGGAGGACGAGUUUACAGGCGAGGACGAAGAAGCCGCGUUCCACGGUAAACUGCCGCCGGGCAUCCUCCCGCAUGGCCUGCCGACCGUCAAGGAGGUGCAGCCGGCCGUCACUGCGGCGCCGCAGGAGAAGAAAGAGGAAGAGAAGGAGAAGAAGAUCCGGGAGCUGAGCAAUGACGAGAAGCAGACGAUAUUGCUGUCGUCCGAGUUCCAGAAGUUCAUGAGUCGCGCCGGCCGCGUCAUCGAGCGAGCGCUUGCGGAAUCCGUUGACAUCUACACAGACUACACUGGAGGCGGUGAUAAUGAGAAUGCUCAGGACGACAAGUCGGACGCGCGUCUGUCGCUGGUACGCACAUUCUACGACGAGCGCUGGUCGCGCGGCCGCUGUGUCACGUGCCUCGACUGGUCCACCGCGCACCCCGAGCUGAUGCUGGCCGCCUACCACAACAGCGACGACGCGCCGCACGACCCGGACGGAGUUUGCCUCGUGUGGAACACCAAGUUUAAGAAAUCCACGCCCGAAGACAUAUUCCAUUGUCAGUCGCCAGUUAUGAGUGCUACUUUCGCCAGGUUCCAUCCGAAUCUCAUCCUGGGCGGUACAUACUCGGGCCAGAUCGUACUGUGGGACAAUCGCGUCCAAAAACGUACGCCAAUUCAACGCACACCGCUCUCUUCCCUGGCGCAUACCCACCCAGUGUACUGCCUAUCCGUGGUAGGCAGCCAGAACGCGCACAACUUGAUCUCCGUGUCCACCGACGGUCGCAUGUGCUCCUGGUCGUUGGACAUGCUGUCCCAGCCGCAGGAGACGUUGGACCUGCACCACCGCCAGAACAAAGCCGUCGCCGUCACGUGCAUGGCGUUCCCGCACGCGGACGUCAACAACUUCGUGCUGGGGAGCGAGGAUGGCAACAUCUAUACGGGCUGCCGGCACGGGCAGCGCGCCGGCGUGGCGGACAGCGUGGAGGCGCACGCGGGCCCGGUCACGGCCGUGGCGUGCCACGCCGCGCCCGCCGCGCUCGACCUGUCGCACCUCUACCUGUCCGCCUCCGUGGACUGGAGCGUCAAGCUGUGGAGCCUCAAGGAGAACAAGGCGCUGUACUCGUUCGAGGACAGCGGCGACUACGUGGCGGACGUGCGCUGGUCGCCCGCGCACCCCGCGCUGUUCGCGGCCGUGGACGCGGCGGGCCGGCUCGACCUGUGGAACCUCAACCGUGACACUGAGGUGCCGAUCGCCUCAGUGAUGUCAGAAGGAGGAGUGGCCUUCAACAGGGUGUCGUGGAGCCCGAGCGGGGGCCACGUCACGGCCGGGGACGACUCUGGCAAGAUCUGGGUCUACGAGCUCGCUGAGAGCGUGGCCCAGCCGCGCCACGACGAGUGGAGCAAGCUGGUGUACACGCUUCAGGAGCUGCGCAACAACCAGGCCGACGAGGAGACCGACCGCCUCAGCCUCGCCACCUCGCUCACCAGCCUCAGCUCGCUGGCCAGCAACCCGCUGAGAUAACUGCUGCACUGGGAUAUACGCUGCACUUGGAAGUUGUAAUUUAGAAAGGCAGAGCAAGACAUGACCGAAGUAUUGGUGCGGGAAUGAUAAAAUCCUAUUUAAAUAUUAAACCUUAAUUCUCGAUCAUAGCAUAAAGGUAGCUUGUCGGAAAAACACCUACGUUUUUUUAAGUCUGGUAGUAGUGUUCCGGUGCGUUUCGUGUAUAAACCGACCUGACUACCAUACUCCCUAACAAGUUUGCUCGCUACCAUCUUAGACUGCAUCAUCACUUACCACCAGAUGAGAUUGCAGUCAAGGGCUAACUUGUAGUGGAAAAAAAAAUUAAAAAGUUUCAGUUUCGUUAAAAUAUGUCAACCAAAGUUUUAAGUGUGCUCCACAGAUAAUAAAAUAUAUGGUUAAGGCUUCACAGUUUUCUCCUUUGUAUAUUUAAAAUAUCUAUCAAUUUAUAAUCGAUUAAUAGUAUAUUUAUUUGGAAAAGUGUGAGAUUGAGAUGUUAAUAUCUUGAUUUACAUGUAUAUGUUGCCAAUACUGAUGGACUGUAAUUGCGGGCAUAGGCAUAAAGAAUUUAAAUGCCUACCGUACCGGCAAGAUUCAUUUCGUUCAUUUCGAAUUUUAUUACCACUUUUGCAAGUAUUUCGUUCGUUUUUCAUUUAAUUGUAAAGGAAAAUUGGAUUGUUUAUUAAUUAAAACAUUUACAACCCUACUAAAGUCGUGAAAAUAAUUGCGCCUUAAUGAGCGGUGUUAAGGUGCAAUUUAGCUUAAUAGAUGGUUAGGUAUAUAAUACAUCUAAAUACAGUAGGUACGACUAUAAUAAAAAUGUUUUCCCGCGGAUUUGUCAAUAAUCAAUGGAUACUUUAAAACUUAAGUAUGCCCGGGAAUGCAUGCAUAUUGUGUAACUACCACACUGUAUAAUAUUUAUUUAUUACCGUUCACUCCAUCAAAAAAUACAUGCAAUAAUUCUAUGGUCUAAAAACAGCACAAAUUCAUUGUUUUAUAACCAAACUAAGUAACUGUAGUUAAAAAAAUUAACGAGAUAUAGAAUAAAAUUACUUAUGAUUUUCUAAAAUGAUAAAAUAUUCGUUAGAGCAGCCCUUCUAGUGUUAAGUUCUUUAUUAAAGUUCAAAAAUUGCAGAACCGCCGGGUCUCUCCAAAUCGCAUGGUGUAUUUAAAUAAAGGGUUUUUAAUAUUAUAUGACAGAGUAAGCCUACCAUCGGUCCGCCAUUUUUUCAACAAUAUCUGCUGCGCAUUUUACCACCGCUCAGCUGCUGUAUAUAUUUGUAUUGAUGCUAGCUGGCAUCAAUACAAAUAAUUAUUAUACAUAAGAUAAAAUGCUCAAAAGCAUCAGGUUUUCCAUCUAUCUUAAGUUUUACUGGUGUUUUUCAGUGAAGUGACUUGAUAGUAUAUACAUAUCGAUGUUUCAGAAUCGGUUGGCAAGAGAGCUUAGCUGACUUGGCUGUGCACUCAAUACAAUUGAUAUUAUAUUUUAUCCAACUGUUAAACCUUGAUAACUUUACUAUUGCCGGACUAGAAGUAACUGCACGGUACGUGCUUGCAUUUAGUAUCACGCCGGUUCCGCAAUUUUUAUGUUUAUUUAAACUUUUGUAUUAGGUUCUACUAUCAAGAUGUAAUUAUUGUUAUAAACAAAUACGCGUUACUCAUAUAAACUAAGUAUUAUAGUGAAAUUAUAUUUAUUAAAACACCCUAACUCGCUAUGACAUUCAAAACUAAAUUACAAUUUAUGGCGCAAAACUUUACAGUUGUAUGCAGUUGUGUUUAUGUACAAAGAGUAGUGUCAUAAUUUAAAUAUCAUACAUAAUCAGGUACCUACCGGCAUUGCCACCACUUCAUACCACCAUCAUGUUUGACGUCACAAAGUGUUUGACCUAGCAAGUAAGGCCCAGUGCCAUGUGCUUAGCACAUUACAGUAAUAAAUUAACCAAUAACAGAACAUAGUUUUUUAUGUUCUGUUAUUGUUUAUGUUAUAUGCGCGCAAUGUUUUGAAUGUCAUAGCAACAAAACUAUUGUGACUAAGUUGGAAUAUUAAUAAACAUAUUGCUUAUAA